AUGGAUGACGCAGAUAUAACCCUCGAAGACGAGUUUUUUGAUGAUAGUGGCUCUGAGUUUGAUGAUGUUAACUGUAUUGAAAGUGAUGAACCAGUUUAUACCGAUCUUUUACCUGUAGUCGAACACUUUGGUAAUAUUUAUAAUGAAUACUCCGAGAACUUAGUCGUCGUUGAUAAUAAUAUUUCUAAUGAAUAUUUGAAUAUAAGUGUGUUGGAAAAUAACUUAGCCGUAAAUGAAAACGAACACAAUUCGGAAAACGCAGCUAAAUUAUGGGGGUUUGCAGACUCUUUUGAAGAAAUGCCAAAUACUGCAAGUCCUGUUAAUUUAGUAGUAGUUAACAAUCGUAAAAAUCAGAAUAGACCUAAAGUAAGCAGUAGUGUUAGAAAUAAUCGUAUUCGGAAGGGUUUAACAGAAGAAUAUAAAUGGAAAGUAAAAAAUACUAAACCGAAAUCUCAUGUAUUUUCGUCUACACCAAAUAUUUCAACUUCUUUGUAUGCUUAUACAACCAUUCAAAAAUUAAAAAGAGCAAAUAAACUUAAGCUCAAUUCUGUAUGGAAUAAAUGGUUACCCGUAAAAGAGUGUGAAAUAUAUUAUUUUUUUGCAGUAAUUUUGCAUAUGUGUCUUAUACCAAAACCUCAACUUAAGAACUUUUGGUCUCAAAACACCGUAAUACAAAGUUAUUUUGCUCCAAAAGUAAUGCCACGAGACCGUUUUUUAUCAAUAUUAUCCAUGUUGCAUUUAGUUGACAACAAUAAAUAUGUACCAAGGGAAAAUAUAAAUCACGACAGAUUAUUCAAAAUACGUCCAUUUUCCGAUUUUUUGAGUAAGCAAUGUUCAAAAUUUUACAAACCAGCUCAAAAUUUAACAGUAGAUGAGGGGAUCUGUCCAUUUAGAGGAAGAAUUAGUUUUAGAGUUUAUAUGAAAAACAAACCUCAGAAAUAUGGUAUGAAACUGUAUAUAUUAUCUGAUCCUGAAACCGGAUAUACAUUAAAUUUUGAAAUAUACUCGGGUAAAGAACAGCAGGAUAAUUCAAUAUGUGCGUUGUAUGAUAGACUCUUGCGUGAUUAUUAUUAUAAGGGCCACACAAUUUAUAUGGACAGGUUUUAUACGAGUCCUUUAGUUUUAAAACACCUCUGGAAUAAACAAACUAAUGCAGUCGGUACAGUCAUGUCAAAUAGGAAAAAUUUACCAAAAGAUUUAAUUAAACAAAAAUUAUUAAAAGGUGAAAUUACUUUUGCUAGAUGUGGUCCUCAAAUGUUCCUGAAAUGGAAAGAUACAAGAGAUGUAUUAGUUAUGUCGACAGUUCAUAAUGCUGAUUUAGCUCCGGUAACCGUGAGAAGUAAAGUUGGGCCCUUAGAAAAGUUUAAGCCACAAGUGAUUAUUGACUAUAACAAAUAUAAAACAGGUGUCGAUCAUGGCGACCAGAUGAUUGCAUAUUACCCUUUUAAUCGAAAAACAAUGAAAUGGUGGCAAAAAAUGUUUUUCCAUUUAUUUAUGGUCAGUACAGUGAACAGUUUUAUUCUUCACAAAAAAACGAAAAAUGUCAAAAACGAGAAUUUGAGACUCAGAAACUUCAUGAUAAAUUUGGCUUCGCAGUUAGCAAAUCAAUCAGAUUCUUACCCACGAUUUAAUGAAGUUUCAAACUCGGAGAACCGUUUAAAAGGUCGUCAUUUUAUUUCUAAAAUUCCUCCUACUUUGUCAAAAGCACAUCCAAGAAGGUGCACACAGAGUAAUAACAUUGUCGAGGAAGAUUGCUUAGAGUAUGUAUCUGGUUAUGUUGCUCAUCGUUUUGCAAAUGAAUUCCCAUGGUUGGCAAAAGGUACAUGUUCCACAGCAGAUAGUGAAAAUUCUAAAACUUGGACAGAACAGAUCUCUAAAGGAAAUUUAACAAUACCUUCCGAUCAGCUGUUCAAAUCUACAAAAAGAUUGGAAGAUCUGUUUAAUAAAUUUCAUGGGAAUGGUUUAAGCAAAGAACCAAAAAUUAUUAAGACAGUCACUGAGAUGCUACUUAAGAGAGAUGAAAAUCAUGUUGUCAACUUGCCACUUAAGGUUGCAGAAUGUCUU
Molecule: messenger RNA, 2064 nt
Organism: Myzus persicae (green peach aphid)
Lineage: Eukaryota; Metazoa; Arthropoda; Insecta; Hemiptera; Aphididae
Product: piggyBac transposable element-derived protein 4-like
Exons: 3
Source: RefSeq, a predicted model, not a curated record